AUGUGGGACAUUAUUUAUAGACCAGAAGAACAGAAGCUUCCAAGGAGUGAAUUUUUACUAGCAAUAGAUGUUACAUCAAGUGGAACGCCGGAAGAGAAGCUUAAAUGGGCUUUCCGAAUGUAUGAUGUAGAUGGCAAUGGUGUCAUAGAUAUCCAAGAAAUGACAAAAAUAGUUCAGAGGUAA
Messenger RNA from Clunio marinus, 183 nucleotides. NCBI's taxonomy places the organism in Eukaryota, Metazoa, Arthropoda, Insecta, Diptera, Chironomidae. The record is from the annotation of a GenBank genome assembly.